Messenger RNA from Phaedon cochleariae (mustard beetle), 1491 nucleotides. The record is from the annotation of a GenBank genome assembly. Lineage: Eukaryota; Metazoa; Arthropoda; Insecta; Coleoptera; Chrysomelidae.
AUGGACCAUUCCGUCAUAGCCGAUUGGUAUGGCGGCCAAAAUAUUUUCAUCACCGGCGCUACUGGAUUUAUGGGAAAAGUCCUCAUAGAAAAACUGUUGAGGUCCUGUACGAAUGUAGCCAACAUCUAUAUACUAGUAAGACCGAAAAAGGGGAAGGGAGCCAAACAAAGAAAAGCCGAAUUCAUAAAUUGUCCUGCCUUCGAAUCGCUCAAAAACUCUCCCAACAGUACAGAAAUUUUCGAAAAAUUGAAAUGCCUGAGCGGAGAUGUAUGUCAGGAAAACUGCGGCUUAUCGCCAGAAGACCAGGAGCUCUUGAAAACCAACGUAACUGUGGUCUUCCACAUGGCUGCCAACGUACGUUUCGAUCAACCCAUCAAGAACACCAUCACCGCCAACACUGGUGGCACCCUCAACGUUCUAGAAUUGGCCUGCAACUUCCAGAAACUCAAGGUGUUUUUGCACGUUUCCACCUCGUACUGCCACUGCAACGUUGCCAAGCUGGAGGAGAGGUUGUACCGCAGCCCGCAGGACCCGAGAAGGAUGCUGCAGCUCGCAGAAUGGAUGGACGACGAGAUGCUGCAGGCGUUGACCCCGGUGCUGCUCAAGAACUCUUCACCCAACACCUACGCCUACACCAAGUGCCUUACGGAGCAGCUGGUAUCGGAGUACAGAGAAAAGUUGCCCAUUGUUAUUGCGAGGCCCUCUAUAAUUAUUGCCGCUUACAAGGAACCCAUACCAGGGUGGAUUGACAACAUCAAUGGACCCACAGGCAUCCUGAUAGGGGCCGGUAAAGGCGUUAUAAGGACCAUGCAUUGCAAUGAGUCUAUGAGUGCUGACGUUGUGCCAGUGGAUAUGGUCAUCAACAGCGUGUUGAUAGUAGCCUGGAAAGUAGGCUGUGAACCCAGAAAGUCUGAGGUUGAGGUCUACAAUGUCACCGCCAAUAGGGACGAUCCGAUCAGUUGGGGCCGAGCCAUAGAACUGGGCAGAAAAUACUUUGCCGAUUACCCGUUCAGCGUGUGCUUGUGGUAUCCUGGAGGCAGUGCGAAAUCCAGCUACUUUGUGCACGUAAUCGCUGCAUUCUUUCUGCACAUCAUUCCCGCUUACCUGGUAGACGCCUUGAUGACGUUAACAGGAAAUAAACCAUUCUUGGUGAAGCUCCAAAAACGGAUCGAAAACGGACUCAGUGUGCUUCAGUAUUAUACCACCAGGGAGUGGUAUUUCCACAACGAGAAAUUCGAAAAACUGUACGAAUCGCUGGGCAGUACGGACAAGGAGUUGUUUUACACUAACAGGGAGGCACUGAAGUACGACAAGUUCAUGCUGGAUUAUAUACUGGGCGCUAGAAAAUACUGUGUCCACGAAAACGAGGAUACUCUGCCGACUGCCAGGAAAUUGAAUAGAAGAUUAUUCUACUUAGAUGUGCUGAUGAAUAUAGUGCUAAUAGGUUUAUUUUUGUGGGCAUUGUAUAGUUUUGUGACGACCUUCUUUGUA